CCGCAGAGCCCCGGUGUGCGCAUCCCUCCCGGGCGGAUUUGGGACCCUCCCGGGUGGAUACGGCGUGGAGGAAGCGGGCAGAGCCGCGGCGGCUCGGCCGGGCUCGGGGCCGGCGGCAGGUGCCGCGGGAGCCCCGCCGCCGUGCCCCGCCGAGCCGCGGGGGCCGCCCGCUCCGCCCCCGCGGGACGCACUUUCCGCGCCCCGUGGAAACUCGGAGCCCCGUGGGCCGAGGGCGGUCGGGCAGCCAGGGGUCCGCCGCUCGCCCGCAGCCCCCAGCGUUCUCUCGGGGCGACCCGCCCGGCCCCGCCGCGGAGCGGCCACGGCCACCGGCACCGGCACCGGCAUCGGCGGGGGAAGCGCCGGCAGCGGGCCGGGAUUUUCCCUGGCUGGAGAGGGGGGAUUUGUUCCCAACUUCGUGGGCGCCGGUCGGUGAGGAGGGGCUGGGGAAGAAGCCUGGAUUUUUCAUCUUUUUCCUUUAUUUUUAUCAUUAUUAUUAUUAUUAAUAUUUCCCCUCCAGCGGUCAUUUAUAAAUUUCGGAGAUUUGUUCAAAGUGCAUGAAUUUUGAGGGCGAUCCGCUUGGAAUUGGUGGAUUCUCCAAGGCAGGAGCGGCGCGGCUGCAGCGCGGGGCCGGAGUCCGUGCCCGCAGCAUCACCCCCGCGGAGCCCCGCGGCUACCGGAGACACCGAGCCCCGCCGCGGCCGCAGCCCCGGCGCACCGAGCCCCCGCUCCACCGGGGCUGCUCCGGCAGGGAUGGAUCGUCGGUUUUCGUUUUAUAUCUUUUUUCUUGUUUUUUUCUUUUCGUUUAUUUUUUUUUCUUUUAAAAAUUUUUUAUGCUUUUUUAUUUUUAUUUUUUAAGUAGGGCUGCUUUUAAAUUUUUUCUUUUUUUUUCUUUUCUUUUUUUUUUUUUUUUUUUUUUUUGAGGGAUAAGAAAUUAGUAGAUAAAAUUAAACUCCUCGCGGUGCCAUUAAAUGGAACCCGGGAUGCGAAACGCCGCGGCUGCGCUCGAAACUUGUCGGGGCUGGAGCAGCGGCUCGGCGGGGCCGGGAAGCGGGAGCGGAGGGCGGCGGGAGCCGGCUCAGGGCCCAUGUGUCCUUCUUUUCCAGGCUCCAGCCGGAUUCCCCCUGGAAGAUCCCGCGAGCCCGGGAUGGGAAUCUCCGCUCCUGAUUGUCCAAACGCAAUUCUUGUGCGAUGGAGCCGUACGAACCAAGAAUUGUGUCUGGACAUCUGUAGCAGAGGUUUCACCUCCUCCGGCGGGGCUCCAGGACGGUUCUCGGGGCACAGGACGGAGUACGGACCUUCCCCGGGCCCGGGGCACGGCAGGUAACCGCUCCCGGCCGCGUCCCGGGGGUCGGGGCCAGGAUUUCAGGGACACUAAGGAAGCACCAGCGGCGGCUCCGCUCUGCUCGGCGCGGCCGAGGGUGCUCGGUUUUAAUGCGUCAAACACCGGCGGGAUCAUCACCGGGACGGGCAGCCCCGACCGGGCAGCCCCAGGCAGGGACGGCGGGGCCGAGCCUCGGGCACCGGCGCUUUGCCGGGGCCGGUGGGGCCGCAGACCGGCGUGGCGGGCGGGCACUUCGGCCCUGCGGCUCCAUCCCGGUUUAUCCUUCUUAUUUUUAUUUAUUUACCUAUUUUAUCAUUGCGGCUUAAUUCCAUUUAAUCUGCUUCGGCCCCCUGCGCCGGGACACUCUCUGGUGCUCUUGCCGCAGCCCCGCUGGCCCCGGGCACGCCGAGGCCGCUCCGGCCGUGCGGUGCCUCCGCCGGGCCGAGAAGCGGCCCCGCCGCUCGGGCACCGGUCCGGGCCGCGGGCACGGCCCCCGCCGCCGGGCAGGGCUCGGGCAGCCCCCGGAGCGGAGCAGCCUCCGCGGAACGGCGGCCGGAGCAAGGCUCGCUCGAACAGAGAGGCUUUAUGAAUCCACCAGCCAAACGGCUCGGCCGGGGCUGCCAAGGAAACCCAGGAGGAGGAGGGAAGCACUACAAGAUCCGAGCAGAAUUUCACCAAGAGCCUAUCUAGGACAAAGCUGGAGGGAAAGGAUGUUUUGAAAGGCUUUUAUUUCAGAAACUUUUUGUUGCUCUUGUUGUUACAGAAUUUUGCUGUACCCCUCUUCUCCAUCCCCCUGGCUUCCUUCAUCUUCCCAUUUCCAGCUUUUUUUAGCAGUGAUUGACAGCUUUUACUACAGCAGGAGCUAAGCCACCUGGGUCUAACCUGCACUAUCGAGGGGAAUAACAGCUCCUGGGGAAGGAACCCAUCUUUAUCCGAGCAAACAGCUGGGGGGCAUGAGAACAGACAAGCCCAGCCUAAGGCAGAGGCAGGGUAGAGGAAGGGCAGGCAGCAGUGCUGAAGAUGAACCUGCUUUUUCCUAUUGUGCUUCAGUCUGUUUCAAGCCACACGCCACGCAGGUUCCUUGUUCUUCAGCCAGCUUCUACCACCACCUGGAAUCCCCUUCCACUGUCCUGGCCCAGCUAAGCUAAGGGCCAGGAACUCAGGGCAGAGAAGAGCCUUUGGCCCGAAUGUCUCACUUACAAAUGGUGUGAGCUGGACUCGAGUUGCUGUGGCUGGAUUUGGAAAAGGCUGAAUAUCGGUUUGUCACCAGCAGUGGGUUGAAGCUGGGGCUCCUCAGAUGCAGAAGCAUCGUAGGCUGUGGGUGCCUGUAGUUACGCAGGUUGUGGAGGGGUAGAGAGAGAGGAGUCAGUGAAGUCAGCUGAGGGAAUCACUCUCUCUGCAUCAGAGGAAUUCCUCCGUCAGGCGCAGCGCGGGAAGGGCUCCUUGUGCGCAGCUCUCGGGGUGCUGGGCCAGGCUGCCUGAGCAGGGCUGGGCACCGGCUGCUCCCCACCUCCUCAGCAGCUGCUGAAGAUCCAGGGCUCUUAGAGCAGUACACGGUGCAGAGCAGCAGUGAGAGGCACCGGCGAGGCCUCUGCUCCACGACAGCCGCGGCUCGGGCAGGAGCUGCUGCGGGACUCUGCACGCCGCUGGAGCCGAAAGAGGUGAGCAGGGCAUGGGGGAGCGCAGGGGCACAGUCCUGGCCAGGCACUCCUGGAAGCUCAUGCAGCAUGUUUCAGACCUGUUGGUGCCAAUGCUAUCCUCUCUGAGCCCAUCCCUCUGCUCUCGCUGCAGCCUCCUGGCUGGCAGGGGCCAGCCUGUCUUUCUGAGGAAACUUCUGGAAAGCCAACAAACACCCCUGCCCCAGGAGAACCACACACACCCACUUCCACAGGACUUCCUCAGGACAUGCAGCAAGAAACUCUCCCUCCCACUGACACAAAGGGUUAAAAGUCACUGACUUUCUCAGGUCUUGGCACUUUAACUGUGCAUCUCCAGCCCCAGCCCUUCUCCAGCCAGACUGCAGCUCCCACCUGCACAGAAUGCAGCACAGCCCGAUCAAUUCUGUCUAUCACAGUGACAGAAAGAUCAUUUGCUGCCCUGAUCACCCUGUGCUGUCUCAGGCUGGGUGAGGGUUUGUUUUCCCUCCAACCAAGUCAUUAUAAAUUGACAUCAUUCAUGGGCCAGUUCUUCACCCUGCCUCAGCUCUGGUACGAAAGCAGCAUGAGGGAUAAGAAAUACAAAACCCAAAAGGCCUAUUUCUCUCCUGCUUCCUAUAAAUAAAUAUCAUGACAAGGUGCAAGUCACUUCUGAGGGCUCUGGAACUACCAUGUUUGCUACCCCAUGGAAAAGCUAUUCAAGCCCCCUUUUGUUUCCUUGCACUUUGUCACCCUUCCCAUGGCUGGUGCAGAGACUGUACCAACAUUAAGCAUUGUGUUAAAAGAAUCCUGGUUCCCAGCACCAGAACACCUCACUGCAUGUUAAGACAUGCUAUCCUACUCAGGGUUCAGCACCCCUCUUCCUCCUGUCA
Messenger RNA from Taeniopygia guttata (zebra finch), 3848 nucleotides. Lineage: Eukaryota; Metazoa; Chordata; Aves; Passeriformes; Estrildidae. The record is from RefSeq and is a predicted model, not a curated record.